AUGGUCGACGAGGCGAACAAACGAGCGACUCGAAGCAAUCAACAGAGAGCGAAAGAUUUGACAGGAGACAACUUGAGUGGUACACCUGCAGACGGUAAUCCUACUCAAGUUAUAGAUCAAGAACAAGAGAUCAUCGACAGCGAAAGUGAUGAAAGCGAAACCUUCAAAGAGAUGACGGGUCAAGAACCCCCGAAGGAGAGAUACAAAGAACUCCUGUCGAACGUACCAGAUCCAACCACGGUAGACGAUCCGUCCAUCACUCACGCAGACCCAUCAGAUUCGAAUACCGGCAACGCCGCGUUACCGUCUGAAACUCAUGAUCUCCUAGCAAUACCAUUGCCUAAAUCAGACAAGGCCAUCUUGUGGGACAAAAUCGCCGAAGCGGUGGCAGCGAACGACAAGAAUAACGCCGACUUCUUCAUAAGGCUCUACUCGCAGAUUAGCGAUCCAAACACCAUCACCAAACCUGACUUAUUGAGAGCCAAAACUAACGAUGCAGCAUCCGCUCUCACCACGGCGAACACAUCGAAGAAAUCAAGUGAUAAAACGUCCAUCAUCUUUGUAAGAGGCUCCCUCCCAAAACACUUUGAUGUCGGCUUCACGCCUUACUUCGACAAGAAUAUAAAAGAAUUAAGGGGUCCAAUCCCUUUAACCAUUUUCGACAAGAAAUGGCAGGAGGACGCCAUACAAUAUCACACCAAUAAGCGCUCAAAAGGUGAUGAGAAAGAUGGGAAUUACACGGGUUUCGAAUACCCCAACGAGUGGACCCAAACCUUUGCCAAAUGGACAUCCAACCAUCGGAACUUCCAUAUCACCUUCAGAGAUAUGUACAACUACCCUGAUUUCGCUGAAUGGAUUCUAGAACACAAAACCAACGUCGAUCGUAUAAUAUCCGAAGACGGAUUUCUAGUCGGCUUCCGUUACGAUUUGAUAAUCCGGCAGAACGCUUUCUCCUAUCAAGUCGAGACCGAACAGGGGACGUCAGCGGUCGAUAUAUCAAUCUUCCGGAAGGAGGUGAAACGAGAAGCAUGGAAGGUUACUAGAAACCUUGAAGAACUCGACUACUCCGACAACCCUUACGCCUUCGGUGGACCGAAAUUCAACUUCGACCCACAAACCGGAAAACCAAGACUGCCCAAGGUUAAAUACUCGGAAGAAAGCCACCUAUCUGACAAUCGCUACCAACCUAGAGGAAGGGGCGGUUUCAGACAAGGAAGGGGAGGGGAUAGAUUUAAUCAAGAUCGUCGGCACUCAGACUUCGGCUCAUACCGUGACGAAUCUUACAACCAAGACAACACAGGUAAUUUCAACAAACGACCGAGAGAUUUCUACCAAAAUGAAGACUCUGGUAGCGCUAGGUUUGACUCACAUCCAACCCGAGGAGGAUUCUCAAAAGAUAGAGGAGGCUUUGGUAGAGAUAGAGCUUUUAAAGGAGCGAGCAAGUUAGAUACGCCAAAAGGCAAAGAGAAAGAUAACGUAAUCAAAUUAAGUGACCUAGUGCCUGUGUCCCAGAAUCUUCCAGACGCCCCUUGGCCGACCGAAGUAACCUGUGAGAUGAAUGUUAAAGCAUGGGGAGCCGCAUUGAACCUGCACAAUUUAUUGCCGGAGUAUCAGGAUGUGCUAGAUGGCUUCACACAUGGUUUUGAUCAGGGAAUCCCUCAUCACACAAUCCCAGGACUCAAACAUUUCACUCCAGACAAUCACAGUUCAUCCAGGAAAGUAAAAGAAAAAGUUGAAGAGUCCAUCAAGAAGGAAUUAGUAGCUCGAAGGAUGUUCGGCCCAUUCAGUCUAGCUACGGUAAUCAAAAAUUUCGGGUUCUGUAGAUCAAAUCCUCUCGGAGCGGUAGUAAAUGGAGACGGAGCAAUACGUCCCAUAAACGACCUAUCUUUCCCCAAGCACGACUCACUAGUAAAAUCUGUUAAUUCGUACGUGAAUAAGGCGGAUUUUGAAACCACGUGGGAUGAUUUCCGUAUUGUCUCCGACUUCUUCGCAAAGGACAACAGGAAGAUGGAACUAGCCCUGUUCGAUUGGGAAAAAGCCUAUCGACAAAUUCCCACGAGGAAAGAUCAAUGGAGAUAUUUGAUGGUCAAAGAUUUUGACGGAAAUUUCUUGGUCGACACGAGGAUCACCUUUGGAGGAGUGGCAGGUUGUGGUUCAUUUGGGAGACCGGCCGAUGCCUGGAAAUUAAUCAUGAAAUCACAUUUCAAGCUGGUAAAUAUUUUUAGGUGGGUCGACGAUAAUCUGUUCGUCCGGUUACAAGGAGAAAAUAUUUCAAUGGAAGACGUUGUGGACAUGUCUCACCAUUUAGGUGUUUUGACAAACAAAACCAAAUACUCCCCUUUCAAAGCUGAACAAAAGUUCAUAGGUUUUAUCUGGAACGGAAUAGAUAAAACAGUAAGGCUUCCAGACGGGAAAAUAGAAACUCGAUUGAAUCAGAUAAGGCCAUUUAUGGCAGAAAACGCAAUGUUCGAUUACGAGGACGUAGAAAUUCUAAUUGGACGCCUAAAUCACGUCUCAUACAUAUUGCCACACCUGAAGUGUCAUUUGUGCUCCCUAUACCGAUGGCUAAUUUCGUGGCAGUUCCGCAAAGCUUUAAGACCGACCCCACCGGAUGUGCUAGAAGAUCUGACAGUCUGGACAGAUACAUUAAAUUCUUUUGAACAUACUAGAAUCAUUAACUAUGGCCCACCGGUAGAUAUCGGCUGGGUAGGAGAUGCAUCGACUUCUUUUGGUAUAGGAAUACUCAUCGGGAAGCACUGGGCCCAAUUCAAAUUACACGAACCGAAGACGGUCUCCUUACGAAUUUCUUACUUAGAAACAGUCGCAAUACGUUUAGGGCUGCUGAUGUUACUGAAACUUCAGGAUCAAAGAGGGAAGACGCUCAUAGUCUGGACUGAUAAUACUACAACAGAAAACGGAAUUAACAACAAGAAAUCUAAGGAUCGUGCGGCCAAUACAGAAUGGAUGCAUAUUCAGACCAUACUGGUUGCGGAAGGGAUUGAGUUACUAGCUAAAAGGGUUUCAUCCAAAAACAAUAAAGCUGACGCUUUGUCCCGUGGCAUUAGGUCAGGCCAAUCAGUCAAGUACCAGGUGGUGGUAGCGAUGCCUACGGACUUGCAGGAGUUCCUGGAGCAGAGACAUUCCACUCCUCCUCCAAUUCACUCAGCACAUCGUAUCGACAUAAUGAAGGACUUUACGUCUACAGGCUUCUCUUUAAAGACCCCCUCAAAUAUAGAUUUACAUGUAUUAAAUGGAUGGAGAGGGAAUACGCUCCGCAGCUAUAACUCUGCUGUACGAAAAUUUCUGAAAUACGCCAAGGAAGAGGUACGACAUCGUUUCGAACUCCCGGCGACACAGGACGAGAUCAUCGGGUUUUGUUAUUGGGCAGGCCGCAAGGAAAACGAGGUCACCUCAAACGACAUAUCCGGGAAGAUGCUUGCCAAGUACCUACACGGGAUUAAGGCGUGGCAUACCUACCACGGGGUACAAUACCCCUCUCAAUCAGAUGGGAGGGUCGCUCUCAUGAUAAAAGCGUCAAUGAAGGCGGACGCCCUUACGACUCCCCAGGUGGCUAAACGACCAAUUAUGAUCAAUCACUUGCUGUUAUUGUACGGGUACCUGUCUAAAUCAGACGCGCAGAGCAGGGCACUCCUUGACAUGGCGAUAGUCGCCUUUUGGGGCAUGGCGCGGCUUGGAGAACUGACAUGCAAAAUCAGUCACGGCGACCUACAAAAAGAUGAAGGACCGCUUAUCUCAGACGUCAAGAUUGCCAAAGACGCGAACUCGGCGACUAUCGCUCUCAGAUUUGCGAAGACUGCCGUCGGAGGAGCAGUUCAGCAUCUCUUCCUCACGGCUACAAAUAACAAGCUCUGCCCAGUGAAGGCGCUCGUCAACCGCAUCACCGGGGGCGCUCCUAAGGACUCCCUCUUCGGUAUCUACUACAAAGAGGGACGCACUCAUUUGACGAAGGGUUACUGCACCCGCAGGCUGCAGACAGCCUGGAGAGACAUUGGCCUGGACGGCCUGUCCGGUCACUCAUUUCGCGUUGGUGGCGCAUCUUUGCGCAACGCACUGGAGGUUGAUAUUGCUACUAUUUGCAAACUAGGUCGUUGGACGUCCAGCUGUUACAAGUUAUACAUCAAAGCGUACUCGGGGGAAGAUCUGCGUACAACACUUUGUAUCUUAGAAGAGUUAGACACUAGUGUGACUACCCUAGAAGUUUGA
Molecule: messenger RNA, 4224 nt
Organism: Puccinia graminis f. sp. tritici CRL 75-36-700-3
Lineage: Eukaryota; Fungi; Basidiomycota; Pucciniomycetes; Pucciniales; Pucciniaceae
Exons: 5
Coding region: 1-4224 (1407 amino acids)
Biological process (GO): DNA recombination; DNA integration
Molecular function (GO): DNA binding
Source: RefSeq, a predicted model, not a curated record